AUGGUAUGCAACGAGGACAAGGAGGAACCAGUAGAACAUAGAUGGAAGUGGGGGAUCGAGGAGAUUGCAGUAGUGGACCAGUACACAUACCUCGGAGUAGAGAUCGCAAAAGAUUGCUCGUGGAAUGCACAAAUGUCCAAGGUAGCGGAAAAGGGCAAAGCACGAGCAGGGAAGCUGCACCCAAUACUCGCAAACCGGCACCUCGAUGCAUGCAUCAAAUUGAAGCUUUUGAAGAGCGUAUUCGUACCGCCGCUAGAGGCAGAAUUGGGGAUCCAAUCCCUACGGUCGGGAAGAGACGCGAGGAAGCUGACCUGGCAGUAUCGCAUGUGCGGGAUGGGAGAGGAGAGGUUGCCGAGGAUUGUAUGGGAGGCGGAGUGGGCAAACAAAAAGAGGGGUAGGCAUCCCACGGAGUGGGCCAAGGUUGUAGAGGACGUAUGGAAGGGGCUCGACAUCG
This is a messenger RNA of Ectocarpus sp. CCAP 1310/34, 454 nucleotides long. The record is from the annotation of a GenBank genome assembly. NCBI's taxonomy places the organism in Eukaryota, Phaeophyceae, Ectocarpales, Ectocarpaceae.